Molecule: messenger RNA, 336 nt
Organism: Verticillium dahliae VdLs.17
Lineage: Eukaryota; Fungi; Ascomycota; Sordariomycetes; Glomerellales; Plectosphaerellaceae
Exons: 1
Coding region: 1-336 (111 amino acids)
Source: RefSeq, a predicted model, not a curated record
AUGAACCGUUUCGUGCCUCGCGUCAGCCGUGUGCUCGUCCCACAGGCGCGCCUCUCGUCAUCGUCUUCGGCCCCCCGAUCGUCGACAUCCCCCGCGUCUGCCGAUGCCGAACCACCAAACGCAGAGCCAUCAUCGACGCACGCAUCAUCGACGCAUGCCUCAUCGACGCCUGCCCCAAAAGCCCAGCGCAAAACCAUGGCCGAACUCGACGCCGAACUCCGCCUCAAGAUGGAGGGCAUCUCCGGCGAAGGCGGCGCCGCCGGCGUCGAGUACGAAGACGGCAAGGCCGAAGGCCUCAAGCGCGGCGUCAAGUCCAACAUGUUCCGCGUCAUCUAG